Molecule: messenger RNA, 4041 nt
Organism: Prorocentrum cordatum
Lineage: Eukaryota; Dinophyceae; Prorocentrales; Prorocentraceae
Source: the annotation of a GenBank genome assembly
AUGGCAGAGCCACCGCGGGCGGAGGGGUGCACCUUCCGCAUCGGUGGGCAGUGGACGGCCUUCGAGGGUAUCGCCGACAGCCGCCCGCCCACGGUCGUGAGCGCGGGGAGCGUGGGCGGCGUGCUGCAGGGCGGCCUGAGCUGUGCGCGCGCGGUGAAGCCGGGCACAUGGCCGCUGGGCACCCUGAAGCAGGGGCCCGGCGCCGUGGACGACAGGCCCCUGGCGCCGCUGCACGUGGCGGUCCUCGCCGCACCCGAGCGGCCCGACCGGGACGACAUGCCCAAGUACGAUCGCGCCGCCCUGGUGGACGUGUCGCUGGACGGGGAGGUGAGCGUCUCGCAGGAGGACGGCGUCGUGGCGAGGCUGCAGCUGGGCAGCGUGGCCUGGCUCAGGACGGCGUUCGCUCCUCUGGUCCUCGACGCGCGCUUCUCCGAGCUGGGCCCACAGAAGGUGGCGGGCUCCGUGGGCUGCCGCAGGGCGGGGAGCAUGGUCUUCUGUGAGGGCACCCUGCCUGGCAUCGACUACAGCGCGACCGAUGACUUUCUGCUGGCCUCCCUGCCGCUGGAGUGCCGACCCAAAGGCGGCCGCCGGUGCUUUAUCGCCGUGUGUUGUCACGGUGGUCUCAUGCACGUGCUGCGGCUACUGCUAGACUCCAGCGGCCGGCUUGCCGCGAGGCGCAGCCACUCGCAGGGGCGCGCCCGUGACGGCCAUAUUUACGAGGUGGCCAAGCGGCAGCCGGGUCCGCUGCCGCUGCCGCUGGCGCCAGUGCGCUUCGUGACCGACAUCAGCGGGCAGUUGGAGCUCUUGGCCGACGCACGCGCGCCCCGCCAGCAUGCCGCUCGCAAGCAGCUUUCCUACCUGGGCAUCGGGGGGGACGCAGACGAGACCGAGAGCCCCCGGGACCUCGACGGCUUCCAGGUGGCCAACUGCGCCCGCCACCGCUCCCUCGUGCUGCUGGACGGGGCGGUCUUGCUCACCGCCAGGCACAGGUACACGGCCUUUGCCCGGGUGCCGCACGACUGCCGGCCGGAGCAUACCGUCACGCUGCUGGUGGCGCGGGGCCUGCCCGUCGGGCGCUUCGAGCUGGAGCGCCUCGACGUCACGCCUGCGGGGGAGCUCAUCUGCCCACAGCUGCCCGAGGAGAUGGGCGUGGAGCACGUCAUCCACCUGGGGGGCGCCGUCUACGGCGUGCCCGCGGUCGCCGGGGAGUUCGACAGCGAGCCGGAGGAGAAGACGGAGCCGGAGGUGGAGCCGGCCGAGCGGCCCGUGGAGCGCGGCGCCCAGGAGCUUCCGCCCGCCGAGGGCCCUGCGGGAGCGCAGGCCGUCUCCCGCGAGCUCGGCGAUCGGGUGUGGGGCCUCAGCGAGCAGGACAGGGCCUGGAAGCGCCUGCGGGAGCUGGAGCAGAGGGACAGGCGCUUCCGCGGGAAGUUCCGCAGCGCGGCAGAGUUCAUGGAAUUUGAAAGGACUCUGCAGUGGUUUCGGGCGCACGACUGCACGGAGAGUCAUCGCCUCACACAUUCGUGCUUCAAGGGGCGCUCCGACUUCACGCAGUCUGGCAUGCUGGUAUUCGACACAGAGGAGGAUCUAGAGGGCCUCAACAAAGCUAUUGCGUGGCUCUACGAAAGGCGUAUCCCUGUGGUUCUCAUGGAGCGACAGACUCGAAUUUUCCCUAUGAUUUUUGACAUUGACCUCAAGUGCACGAGAGAGGAGACCAUCAGCAAGGUGCCAGAGCGCAUAAAGAAUGGUCGGCCUUUCCGGGGGCCCGUAGAUUUUUGCCGCUGGCAUGGAGCUGACUACCUUGUCUUCAGCUCCGACAUGUUUCUGCUGCGACACCUCGGCAAGAUCGUGUUCCAGUUUUUUCCAGACCUUCCUCUCUUAGAUUUAUGCGUCUUCAAUGCGUCCGGCUGGGACCGGGUCAAGAAUUGUGUAAAGGUGUCGGUUCACCUAGUCGCCCCCUACAUCCUCGUGACGCCGGAGCGGCUGACUGCCAUCCGCGAGCGGAUGUUGGAGUACCUGGGCGAGUGCUCCGAACACAAGGGGCACCCCAUCCACGCUCUCCUGAACGAAUACCUCGAGGAGUCCGACGACAAUGUCUGGGACAAGGUCGUGGACCAGACGGUAACCAGCGGCACCAACGGACUCCGGAUGCCCUUCUGUGACAAGGCCCAGCGGAGCCUGAAGCGCGAGUUCCAGGAGCGCAAGCGGCAGGGCGAGGUGUUCAGCGAGCGCGAGCUGGUGGACUCGCACGCCUACCUGCGCGAGGAGGCCGGCAGGCCAUGCCUGCCCGAGGGCAUCCUCCGCCUCUGGCCAGUGGAGGGCGACGACGAGCACGCGCUGCCGAGGGCGGAGUGGAUGUGCCAGGGCGACGACCUGCCCAUCGACGAGUGGAUUCGGCUGGGCCGGUGCCGGUACUCCUGGCGGGUGCCGCUGGCCCCGCCGGGCCCGACGCCCUGGCGCCCGCCGCUGCGGUUCCAGUGGGCGGAGCCGUCGGCUCUGUGGGAGGACCGGCUGGAGCUCAAGGGCAGCCCGGUGGUGCGGGUGUUCUCGGGCAGCGCGGGCGAGUUCCGCGCCCUCUGGGACGAGGCGAUGGCGAGGUUCGGGAGGCUGCAGGGGCGGUGGCUCGCGACCAGCGCGGGCGCGCGGUGGCGAGGCGGCCUGAGCGACGAGGCCGCCCACGAGGUCCGCUACGUGGAGCGGGCGGGCCGUGCGGUGCUGCUGCUGUCGCCAGAGCCUGGUGCCGCGCGCGUCUUCGCGGAGUUCCGGCGCGUGCUGGCGGGCUGGACACAGCCGGACGACCUGGGCUGCGUACCGCUCUGUGGCUCUCCCUCCGACUCGCACUCGGCCGCGCUCCACACCAUCGUGACGCCCUCGGAGGACUUCCCCGACCUGCAGAGCGCGCUGGAUUCGGUCCCGGUGGACGAGCCGCUGCACCGCGUGCUCAUCAGGGCAGGCGUGCACGAUCUGCCAGCCACGCUCGUGCUGCAGCGGCCAGUGCUGCUUGAGGGCGAGGGCCGGUGGGAGACGUCGCUGCGCGCGAACGCAGUACCGGUGCUCCGCUUCGAGGGAGUGGGUGCGUCGACUGCGAUGGUGCGCAACCUGCACCUGGAGGUCCUUGACGACACCGUCGAGGGCCACGGUGCGGCCGCGGUCGAGAUGAACUUUGAGGGCCUGGCAGGCGGGGAGCCCGCGCUCGUGGGCUGCACUCUGGCCGCGGCCGGGCGCUGGGGUACGUGCAUACACGCCACUGGCAGUGCCCCCCAGAUCGUGAGGAACCGCUUCUCCAUGGCACGGUGGGGCGUGGUGCUGGUGAACGCGAACGGGCGCGUGGAGGACAACGAGUUUUCCGGCCUCGGCGAGGACGGCCUGGUGAUGAUCGGCGGAGCGCCCUGGGUGCAUCGGAACACCAUCUCGGACUGCGGCGGCGCGGGCGUGCUUGCGGGCGCCGAGUGCCACGCGGUGCUGGAGAUCAACGAGGUGCGCGAGUGCUUUACUGGCGUCAAGCUGGUCGGCAAGCGCUCCGAGAUCAUUAUGCGGGGUGGCAAUCGCCUUUUGCACAAUGGCUUGUGCGACGAGCACCAGCUGGAGGCACCACCUGGGGUCAUCCCGGGUGGCGCCACCGCAACAGUGCGAAGCUGUCGACCCUUCGCUUUCCUGUCGAAGUCAGCGGAUGGCUUGCUCCUCAGACUCCAGGAGUGCAACGACCCUGCGGAGCUCACCAUCACCAUUCGCGCAGCCAGGCGGCACGGGCUCUACAAGGCGGCUUUCCAGGCCCACGAGAGGUUGACCGCGCUGCGACGCAUGUGCCCAAAGGGGCCCCCAGCGAGCGCGGCGCCCGCGAGCUGCGAGGUGGCCGUAGCGUGCAAGGAGUGGGACGGCAGCGUGGCUGGGUACGGUAUGCAGUGCGUGUCCACGCGCCCAGGCAUGCUGUGUGAGGUGUGGAAGAGGGACCCGUCCGGCUGGCUGUUGGUGAAGACAUCCGACCACGCGCGGGGCUGGUGCAGUCCCCAUGUUUUCACCGAGGGUGGACUGGUGACGUCGUAG